CUUUGUCUGCCGCUGCUGUUGACGUGUGCAACAGCCAAGAAAAGCUGAAGAAAAAAGUUUUUGAUAUCAAAUUUUUUUUAUGUUUUUAUUCAAAUUGCGCUUGAAAUAUGGCCGCGAGUGUUGUUAAGGCGCCCAAGUGCACGGCGAAAGCCAAAGAUGUGGCCCAAGCCAAGCCCGCCCAGGCCAACGAGGACAGCGGGCGCAGGUGGACGCUGCUGGGCGUCGUUUUACUCAUCACCUUUGCCACACGCUUCUACAAGGUAACCGAGCCAGAUCAUAUUUGCUGGGACGAGACACACUUUGGCAAAAUGGGCAGCUGGUACAUAAAUCGCACCUUCUUUUUCGAUGUGCAUCCGCCGCUGGGAAAGAUGCUUAUUGGUCUCUCCGGCUAUUUGACCGGCUACAAUGGGACCUUCCCCUUCGAUAAGCCUGGCGACAAGUACAAUGAGACGCGCUAUCAGGGCAUGCGCUAUUUCUGUACUACGCUGGGCGCACUCAUCAUGCCCAUGGGCUUCGACACGGUCUACGAUUUGACGCGCUCGCACGAGGCGGCGCUGCUGUCGGCAGCCUACCUCAUCUUUGAUGUGGGUCUGCUGACACUCAACCAGUAUAUACUGCUGGAUCCGAUUUUGCUGUUCUUUAUGAUGGGCUCGGUGUGGGGCAUGGUCAAGAUAUCGAAGUGCACGGCCGCAGGCGGCUCCUAUACGAGGCGCUGGUGGCUCUGGCUGCUGCUCACCGGCACGAUGCUCUCCUGCACGAUAAGCGUGAAGUUUGUGGGCCUGUUUGUGGUGCUGCUGGUGGGCCUGCACACGGCAAGCGAGCUCUGGCUGAUACUCGGCGACUUGGGCAAGCCCAUUGUGGAGACAGUCAAGCAGCUGGUGUGUCGCGCCAUCGCGCUCAUCCUCUGGCCCAUUCUGCUCUACACGAUCUUCUUCUACAUCCAUCUGCGUGUGCUGAAUCGCAGCGGCAACGGCGACGGCUUCUACAGCUCGGCGUUUCAGUCGCGGCUCAUCGGCAACUCGCUGUACAAUGCGAGCAUGCCGCGAGAUGUGGCCUACGGCUCGCUGGUGACCAUCAAGAACCAUAAGACGGGCGGCGGCUAUUUGCACUCGCACUCGCAUCUCUAUCCCAAGGGCAGCGGCGCACGGCAGCAGCAGAUCACCACGUAUACGCACAAGGACGACAACAACAUCUGGCUGAUUAAGCCGUACAACAAGCCGGAGUUGCCCAAGGACGAGCUGCGUCUGCUGCGGCACGGCGAUCUCUUGCGCCUGGAGCAUCUGGUGACCAAGCGCAAUCUGCACUCGCAUAGCGAACCGGCGCCCAUGACCAAAAAGCAUCUGCAAGUCACCGGCUAUGGCGAGCUCGGCGUGGGCGAUGCCAACGAUGUGUGGCGCGUGCUCAUCGUGGGCGGCAGAGCCAAUGACACCAUACACACAGUGACAUCGCGGCUUAUGUUCGUGCACUAUCUGCAGAACUGUGUGCUCACGUCCAGCGGCAAGCAGCUGCCCAAGUGGGGCUUCGAGCAGCAGGAGGUCUCCUGCAAUCUGAACAUACGGGACAAGAAUGCCCAAUGGAAUGUGGAGGAUAAUCAGCAUAAGCUACUGCCCAGCGUGAGCUUCAGCAUCUAUGCGCCGGGCUUCUUUGCACGCUUCAUUGAGUCGCAUGCGGUCAUGCUGCAGGGCAAUGCAGGCCUCAAGCCCAAGGAGGGCGAAGUGACCAGCCGACCUUGGCAAUGGCCCAUUAACUAUCGGGGCCAAUUCUUCUCUGGCAGCAGCUAUCGCAUUUAUUUGCUGGGCAACCCUUUCAUCUGGUGGAGCAAUCUGAUCUUUCUGCUGCUCUUCAUCAGCAUCUUUCUGGGCAACGCCAUUCUGCAGCAACGUCGCGCCGGUCAAGCAGCCCUCCAAGCCGCCGCCGUAGACCGGCCAACCAGCCAAGAACUGUGCAGCUGCUGUCCGGCGGACAGCUGGACAAAGCCACCUGACAGCCGCGUGGUGUCCGCACAGAGCCAACAGCACAUGUCCUUGCAGGCAGCUGCCUGGCUAUUCAUUGGCUGGCUUCUGCACUACUUGCCCUUCUGGGCCAUGGGUCGCGUGCUCUACUUCCAUCACUAUUUCCCAGCUCUAAUAUUCAACUCAUUGCUCACAGGCAUUAUGUUCAACUAUAUAAUCCGAUCGCUGCCCAAAUGGCUGCAGCAUGCGCUGCUCGGCUCGCUGCUCUCAGUGGUCGUCUAUAGCUUCGUGCUGUUCUCGCCGCUGGCCUACGGCAUGAGCGGACCGCUGGCCAACGAGCCCAACUCAACGAUGCACAAGCUCAAGUGGCUGUCGACCUGGGAGUUUUAGCGAAUAUAUAUUUAUUUAUUUAAAUCAAUUUGUGUCCAGAAAAAAUGCGCUUCAAUUAA
This is a messenger RNA of Drosophila hydei, 2401 nucleotides long. It is a transcript of the gene twisted, whose product is annotated as protein O-mannosyl-transferase 2. The coding region runs from base 108 to 2342 and encodes 744 amino acids. Gene Ontology annotation, cellular component: membrane; endoplasmic reticulum. Lineage: Eukaryota; Metazoa; Arthropoda; Insecta; Diptera; Drosophilidae. The transcript has 11 exons. Gene Ontology annotation, molecular function: dolichyl-phosphate-mannose-protein mannosyltransferase activity. Gene Ontology annotation, biological process: protein O-linked glycosylation via mannose. The record is from RefSeq and is a predicted model, not a curated record.